ACACACGUAAGAAGACAUCUACAGUCAGUUUGUCUCCGUCAACCAGUUAGCUCUCUAUAGACACAAAGGCAAAAUAAAACUGAGUUUUGAGAAUAUUUCGCACGUGCAAAUAAUGGGAAGGAGUGUUGUGCACUCCUAUACCGCUGUUAGCUGUGUGUUUGUCGCUCAGGCCCGUUAGCCUCGAGUCUGUUAGCUUUAGCCGCCUGCAGCUGUCGUACGCACGCACUCGCAGGGGCAAAAUGGUGUUGUUGUUGAAUCCACUGGAGAAUCUAAAGAUCUACAUAAAUAACCGUCCACCGCUGGUCAUUUUUAUGGUCAGCGUCAGUGCUGUGGCUAUCGCUUUCCUCACUAUAGGAUACUUCUUUAAGAUCAAGGAAAUUAAAUCACCUGAAAUGACUGAGGAUUGGAACACCUUCCUUCUCCGAUUCAAUGAGCUUGACUUUUGCAUCUCAGAAAACGAGACCCUCAAGCACAGCUUGAACGAGUCCAUCACUCCAGAGAGCACAGUGACCAGCAGUCAAACGCGAUCCAGCACCCAGUCACCACCCCUGCUAGAGGACCCAGGGCCUAUCAACAUCUCUGUGGCCAUCACAUUGACCCUGGAUCCACUGAGGCCAUUUGGGGGCUACUCACGCAAUAUUACCCACCUCUAUGCCAGUGUGCUUGGGCAGCAAGUUGGCCUUGCAGGCAGAGAGGCCCAUGAAGAGAUGAACAUCACAUUCACUCUGCCGGUAGCCUGGAACUCAGAUGACUGCGUUCUGCAUGGUCGUUGUGAGCAGAUGGUCUUCAGCACCUGUAUGACCAUCACAGCAGCCAGUAAUGUCUUCCCAGUCACAGUGCAGCCGCCUCACUGUGUCCCAGAGACCUACAGUAAUGCCACAUCCUGGUACAAGAUUUUCACUACAGCACGAGAUUCAGACACUAAGUACACACAGGAGUACAACCCGUUCUGGUGUUACAAAGGUGCCAUUGGGAAAGUGUAUCACACACUGAAUCCAAAGCUCACUGUCAUCGUUCCAGAUGACGAUCGCUCUCUCAUUAACCUGCACCUCAUGCACACCAGCUACUUCCUGUUUGUGAUGGUCAUCACAAUGUUCUGCUAUGCAGUCAUCAAGGGCAGGCCUGGCAAAGUUCGACAGAACAACCCAGAUUUCUGUCCAGAAAAGGUGGCCUUGUCUGCGGGAUAAAUGGGGGUGAAGGUGAACAUCUGAACCGAAGCAUAUCGGAAAGGGAAGUGAGAAAACUACAUGUUGCCUACUGAACCCAAGAGAAGGGUGCAAAAAAAAAAAAAAAAAAGCUCUGUGAAUGCAUUACUCUGCAAUGUUGGGUCACUCCAACCAAAGACUUUUAAGUGCCUGUAUCUACUGUGUAAAUAAUGAUUGGACUCUUAAAUUCAGUACAGAAGCAGUCUGCCUGAGCUUCCCCCUGCACCCUGUGCCAUCCUGUAAAUGUUCAGAAUAUCCAGUAUCAACAGAGGACAGUGUUUGCCUAGAAAUGUUCCGAUGGGGAAUAUCACCUCCACUAAAUCUCUUUUCACGCUCGCUUUUUGUGUUCUUGAUCAGAUCACUUCCUAUGACAUUUGAUUUCUCUGGAGGUGACCUUUGCCUUGUCAUUCCUCUUGUGUCUUUGUCUUAAACGACCCUUUCAUAUAUGUCCAUUGCAGAUUCUGUAGUGGCAUUUCUUUUGAGGAUGGGCAGAUGCGUGGAUCUCUGCCAUGUACUAUGAUCAACCUGCUGGUCAUGAUCUUUGGACGAGUUCCACUAGAGAUGACAGCAGGCUUCCGUAUGACACGCUUCUUUUAUCAUUGAACCCACGCUGGUUUUAUUGUGAACGUGUCUAAAUGAGAUGCCCAAGUGGAAGUUGGCACAGCGCUUGAAUAAAUUCCUUUUAAAAGCAAAUAAAAAUACAAACUCUUACUCAGAAUGUCACCAUGUUAGUGAGUCGAGAGAAAAUGCCUGUUUUUGGAUCGACGGAUUUGUAUGUUGAAAUCUAAAUGAAUGCAAUGAUUAAUGGCUUUGGGCUUCACGUCUCUGUUUCUGGACACUUCAAAUGAAUGUAUUUGUAAAAUCAGCAAAUUAACAGCAGUGAUGCAGCAUCAAUCUCUUGUACAUUUAACAUUGUAGUUUAAAAAAUGUAAAUCGUUAAUUGUAGAUAUUUUUUGGUAAUCACAUUACUUUCCAGUUUUGUUUUUUACAAAACCAUUUCUACCUUCGUCCAUUGUGUUUCUUGCCUUUUUAUUGUUUCGUUUCAUGCCUCGUUUGAUACUUAAGCAAUGCCUCUGUUUCGUUUUAAUCGUAGUGCAAUAUCUGACCUGUCUUUUUGCCUUCCAAACCUUAUUAGUUAUUCUUAUUGUCAUUAGCUUUUCAUUUCCACCCAAUGAAGUGCGUAUCAUGCGUCAUAUCGCAUGAGAUAUAUUACGAGAGAGUGCUUUCCUCCUCCAUUCUGUCUGGUUCAAGCUUUUAACCUACAAAGUUUCACUGCUUUUUAUCGACAAACCCAUUUUCCCAUCAUGCCUUGCUUAAUUACAGCCCUCUUAAGCUGCAUCAGUCAUGGUUAAUCAGCACUCCCUUUCUUUCGCCCUAUGUUAAAGCCCAUAAUAAACAAGCAUCCAACCAACCACUAAUGUGCCUUUGCACUGUCUCGCCCAUGUUCGCCACACUGUCUUUGAUCCGUUUCCUCCUUCGGUUCAACCUGCUGUAUUCAUUUUGAGCAUGUACUGCUCACACUGACUUCCUCCAUUUCAUAUCCAAUUCGGAGUCGAAACUGCAGUAAGGGUUGGGAAAGAGUGGAAUUCAUUUGUGCUUUUUCUGUUGAUGCAUAAGAGCAAACACUUGUUUGUUUUACUCGCCAAAUCCAUCCUACAAUAACUAAUUUGAUAGAAUUUCGAGUUUAAAAAUGCUAUAUGAUGCUUUGAAACCUCUUUAAAUAGCAAUAUCUUGCAUUUGGGAUGUUUAUUUAUACGUUCGACUGAUGCGUUUGUGCUUUUUUGAGACCUUUGCUCACGUCUAGUUUCUCUUUGGGAUCAUGAGAUGAGUUUUGAUGGCUGUAGGAGCCUUUCUGAUAGUGAGAGCAUUCCUGCUUCAUAAUGCAUAAUUUCUGCGCUCAUUAAAAUUGGCCUUUCAGUGUUGCUGGAGGACAAUGGAAAAUGACAACGAAUUCCAUGGAUGCUGCCAGAUGCUCAGAUCAUAUUGAUCUUCCCCCUCGUCCUUCCUUUGGGCUCGUAGCAUUUGAGUGAAGUGUAUUUGUAAGUGGUAGAAGGUAAUUUCCUUGUCUGAGCUUGCGGCACAAACUCUCGCCGGUUUCCUCAUGUUGGUGAGAGGCGCCGCGAGCCCUUCGACUCGUCAUGAUGCAUGAUUGUAAAUGUUCUACCUGCUGACCUGUUUGUAUGAGAAAAAUCCCUCUGUUUUUGGUCUGUUUGUAAGAUAUUGUAGGCACAUGCUUUGCUGAAUAAAAUCUGAGAAAACA
Cyprinus carpio (common carp) is the source of this 3465-nucleotide messenger RNA. RefSeq names its product transmembrane protein 248. NCBI's taxonomy places the organism in Eukaryota, Metazoa, Chordata, Actinopteri, Cypriniformes, Cyprinidae. The record is from RefSeq and is a predicted model, not a curated record.